AAUUGUUUUAACAAAUUAAACCCAAUUUUUGAUGCUAUAAUUAAACACUUGAAGCGGCGAAAGAAAGCUAUAAUUAAACAUAACAGUUUUAUAUUACUUUGCAUUCGAAAUGAAGCAGUACAAAGAAUGUCCCACCGCCGAUCAAUCAGAAAAACUGCAGGAAAACUGCAAGUUCAAAACCAGAGUAAUGUGUAAAUGGCUGAAGAAAAACUCGUUGUUUUUCCUCACAACUUUCAGCGUGAUAUUCGGCGUUGCUAUUGGAAUUCCAUUAAGAAAGCUCAAUUUAUCGGAAACGACGAUCAUUUUAAUUUCGUAUCCCGGCGAACUGUACAUGAGAGCUUUGAAACUUUUGAUCCUUCCAUUGGUGAUAUCCAGCUUAAUAAGCGGCACUGCGAGCCUGAAUGCUAAACUCAACGGAAAAAUAGCUCUUCGGACUUUCACUUGCUUCUUCCUAACUUCAUGUUUCAACUCGCUACUGGGCGUUUUACUGGCGGUUUUGAUCCGCCCUGGCCACAUAAACGUGGGUAUCUCGGUAGGAGAUGCUGUGGGAAAUAAUGAAAAAGCAUCAGUGAUGGAUAGUUUGCUGGAUUUGGGCAGAAACGUAAUAUCGGACAAUAUAUUUCAAGCUACCUUCCAGCAGGCUCACACUGAUAUAGUAGAGAAAAUUAACUAUACCAUUGGUGCAGCUAAUAAAACAGAAAGGAACCUAAAUUAUAAAUUAGGUGUGAAUAACAUCGGUAUCGUAUUCUUCUGCAUUACCUUCGGCGGUAUAUUAGGAACAAUCGGCUCCAAAGGAAAUGGGGUGAAGGAGUUUUUUUCGACCAUCUUCGACGUGGUCAUGAAGAUGGUCAGAGGCGUUAUUUGGAUGACUCCCGUCGGUUUGUUUAGUAUUAUAGCAGGAAAAUUGCUGUCAGUCGCCGACGUCCUGCUGGUGAUAACACAGUUGGGAUGGUUCGUAGCGACCAUCAUCGUCGGCGUUUACCUCUACCAGCUGGUGAUCCUGCAACUCAUUUAUUUAAUUAUCCUGCGAAAGAAUCCUUUCAAGUAUUACUUCUCGUUUAUGCCGAGUACAAUUACGGCGUUCGCGGCGGCUUCGGCGGCCGCUGCUUUGCCUCUAAAUUUCGAUAUAUUGGAUUAUAAAUUGAAGCUAAACCCUGCCAUAACGAGGUUCGUCAUGCCGAUAGGAUGUAACAUCAACAUGGACGGUACUGCUAUGUUCCUAUCCGUGUCCACUAUAUUUAUGGGACAAAUGAGCGGGUUUCCGCUUAAUAUUGGAACUUUAGUGACCAUUUGGUUGACUUGCACGAUAAUAUCAUUUUCUUCCGCAAGUAUACCAAGUGCCGCUUUGGUAUUGGUACAAAUGAUUUUGAAUUCUAUUGGGAUUUCCCAGCUAAAUUUACCUUUAUUGUUCGCAGUCGAUUGGCUGGUAGAUAGGUUCCGUACAACAAAUAAUAUGCUAGGCGAUUGUUAUACUGUAGCAAUAGUAAAUCAAUUAUCGAGGAAUGAAUUGAAGGACGAAGAAAAUCUACAGGAACUCCCAUACAAAACAGAAGAAAAUGAUAUGAAAAGCUCCGAAAACGAAAUGUAUUCUCCAGUUUAACAGUUAUAGUGUACUCUCCAUAGUACACUACUUAGUAUAGUAGUACUAUCCAGCUUCAUUCCACAAAAAAUAGGUUUAAAAAAAUAUUUCGAAUAAAUUGUCAAUAAUAACUUCGAAUUUAUCAAAAAAUAAAACUUCGACCUCUCUUUCAAC
Phyllotreta striolata is the source of this 1753-nucleotide messenger RNA. NCBI's taxonomy places the organism in Eukaryota, Metazoa, Arthropoda, Insecta, Coleoptera, Chrysomelidae. The record is from the annotation of a GenBank genome assembly.